Porites evermanni is the source of this 1347-nucleotide messenger RNA. NCBI's taxonomy places the organism in Eukaryota, Metazoa, Cnidaria, Anthozoa, Scleractinia, Poritidae. The record is from the annotation of a GenBank genome assembly.
AUGACACGAUUGUUUACCUUACUUUUGUUUGCACAAUUACUCGCAGGGCUGUUUAUGGCUGCACAAUUUUACUUCUUAACUUUACAAGAUGGUGUCAGGGAUUUUCAAGACAAGCGCCUUAAAAGCGCAGCAAAUCCUUCAGAUGCAAUCAGUCGAACAGGAGAAAAUUUGCGUUUCAAGGAAGGACAAUUGUAUAACGAGGUGCGCAAAUCCCAUGUGCAGACUUCACGACGUUUAUACUUGACUUAUCAACCUCCGGAUGGCGGUUGGAAUAAUCACCGUAUUGCCCUUGAAAAUGCAAUCAUCUUAGCCAAGUUACUCAAUAGGACGUUAAUUGUCCAUCCGGUCGCUUCGCAUGACAUGGCCAUUUCUUUGAGAAAAAAACGUCUUGCGCAGUGGAAAAACCUGGAAAAACGUUCGGGAAUCAACUGGGUGUAUAACCACAUGAGUGACAGAGAUCUAGUGCCCAUUUCACGGGUACUUGACCUUGGGCGCAUUCGAAGUAUUGUAGAGGUUUUUGAAGUUAGGACAAACCAUCUAACGUUCCGAGAUGAAUUUUCGCAUUUGAAAUGGCAUUACGUUUGUCAUUCCGAUGCACUGGGUUUUUGGGUUGAUUCGAUUCCUGCGGGAAACGAGAGUGUAACCCGAGGGAUCGCCUUUGUCCCAAAUAACAGUUCGAGGAGCGUUAGGGCGUGUCCUGUGGAAACAGUUCUACUUAAGCACGCUAACAAGCCUGUAAUUCGGAGAAUUUUAGAAGAACUUCAAAAUGUGCAGGCCGAUGUCAUCUACUUGUCCCAAGAUACAAGCUACAAAGCUAACGUUCAAUUUUUCCACAUGAAAGACGCGCUUAAAGCUCAACAGUGGAUAUUAAGUAGCAUGUGGCUUUCACCUCAUGUCUACAAUAGAGCGUUUCAAAUCUUAGCAAUCCUACCCAAGCCGUUUAACGCAAUACAUGUUAGACGAACAGAUCACAGAGUUAGCUCAAGCGAGGCGCCUUCUUACUGGCUUCAUAACAUGGCGAGGCAAAAUUUCCUGAACGUGUCAACAGCUCUUUACGUAGCUACAGACGAGAGAGAUAAGAACUGGUUUACGCCGUUUUCCAAAGCAGGAUAUCAACUGUAUUUCUCAGACGAGUUUUUUGAGUCUUCAGGGCGUUCGUACGAUAUGGACAUCCGGGGACUUUAUGAUCAACUUGUCUGCGUACACGCGAAGUUGUUCGUGGGCUCAAAAAGCUCGAGUUUUAGUGGCUUUAUUUACCGAUCAAGGAAAGAAGUAAUGAUUAAAGACGGUUUAAUUCUGAGCCACAUGCCAAUCGGCUGGUUAGGACACAGACUGAAAAGUAGUUGA